CACCAUAGCCGAUGCUAUAUAAAGGCGCAAGAUAUUUUAUCGCUGCGUCACCGAGAGGUUAAACCCUAACUCGCCGCCCCCCUCUUCUUCUAAAACCCCCUAUCCCUCCUCCCAUCUCCCUCCCUUUCGUUCCCCGAGCGACUUUUCUGAAGAUCCAAACAUCUUGGAGGGGAGAUGGCAUUCUGCAACAAACUUGGUAAUCUGGUUAGGCAAGGGGUUCUGAAGAAUGGUGUAUCAAGCAGAUCAGUUCCUAUGAUGCAUUUGCUUAAUUCAACCCGCUAUAUGUCAUCCUCAAAGCUUUUUGUUGGCGGUCUUUCCUUUGGUACCGACGACCAAACGCUUAAGGAGGCGUUUAACUGCUUUGGAAAUGUGACUGAAGCAAGGGUUAUCACUGAUAGGGAUACUGGAAGGUCGAGGGGAUUUGGGUUUGUAAAUUUUGAUAGUGAUGAAUCUGCCAGUGCUGCUAUGUCUAGCAUGGAUGGCCAGGAACUACAUGGACGGAACAUUCGUGUAAGCUAUGCUAAUGAUAGACCCACUGGUGGAUUUCGUGGUGGUUUUGGUGGUGGAUAUGGCGGCCGUGGUGGUGGUUUUGGUGGUGGCUCUGCAGGUCAAAAUGACUUUGAUGGGGAUUCUGGCAGGGGUUUUUGAAGCCUUUGUCGAUGAAAAUCUAAGGUUAUGCUGCUUGCUUUGCAAGUCUAUGCAUUACCAUCAGCGUUUGUGGGUUCUCUAAUUUAGUUUUGUUUGAGACUGAAGCAAAUCAUUAUACUCAAAAGACCGGCAUGCUUUGAAGCACUAGACUCAUGGUACUUGAAAUAAGGAAUGGAAAAUUUACUUGAUUUGUAACACAUUAUUUUCAGUUGUAGUGAUUUAUUUUCAUGCAAUGACUUUUCACUCAAGGAGUAUGAUGGAAAUGGAGGGAGGAUCUGGGAAAAUUCAGUUUCAUGAGGAAGAAUUUUCAAAGGUUCAUAAGACAUGAAAA
Phoenix dactylifera (date palm) is the source of this 979-nucleotide messenger RNA. RefSeq names its product glycine-rich RNA-binding protein 4, mitochondrial-like. The record is from RefSeq and is a predicted model, not a curated record. Lineage: Eukaryota; Viridiplantae; Streptophyta; Magnoliopsida; Arecales; Arecaceae. Gene Ontology annotation, molecular function: RNA binding.